CAACUUUUAACUUUUAAAUUUUUAUUAUUGACAAAUAUUCGAAAAAUUUAAUGUUAACAGGGUGAUUUGUGACGAGCAACAGUAUAAAGUCAACAUUAAACAAUCAUACCUAAAAUACGUUUUAGGUAUGAAUAUUACUACAUUCCUUAGAAAAUUUUCUCUAUGUAGUUGCCUACAACGGAAAGUAACUACCAAUGCUCUUAAAUCUAAGACAAAAAAUACCAGUUCAAAACAGUGGCUCUCCAGACAACUAUCAGAUCCAUAUGUGGAAAAAGCUAAACUAAUGAAUUAUAGAUGUCGCAGCGCCUUUAAAUUACUAGAAAUAAAUGAUAAGUAUCAUAUCUUAAAACCUGGACAUGUGGUUCUCGACGUGGGUGCAGCUCCAGGUUCUUGGUCUCAAGUUUUAGCACACACAGUUAACUCAAAUGAAAGUGACAAGGACUUACCAACUGGUGUAGUAAUUGCCAUUGAUAAACAAAAUAUUUAUCCUAUAGAUGGUGUACAUAUUUUUGGCAAUAUGGAUUUUACAAGUAUAGAAACACAGAAGAAAAUUUUAGAAUUUUUAAAUAAGAGAACAGUGGAUGCAGUUGUGUCAGAUAUGGCGCCUAGUGCUACUGGUAUAAGAUAUAUGGACAAUGAAAAUAUGUUAAAAUUGUGUUAUAGCGUUUUAAGAUUUGCUCUAGAGAUAUCUGUUAAAAAUGCAUCAUUUUUAGUUAAAUUGUGGCAAUGUGGUGAGACAAAACAACUAGAAAAUGAUAUUGCCCAAUUUUAUAAUAAAGUUAAAGUAGUUAAACCAAGUGCUAGUAGGUCAGAUUCAACAGAAAUCUAUUUAUUAGGUAGAGAAUUUAAAGGACUUAAAACUUGAUAUUUGUAUAUAGCUGUAUGUUAAAACUAAAUAAAUCACUGUA
Messenger RNA from Diabrotica balteata, 908 nucleotides. The record is from the annotation of a GenBank genome assembly. Lineage: Eukaryota; Metazoa; Arthropoda; Insecta; Coleoptera; Chrysomelidae.